GUGUAGCUGAUGAAGACAACAUGUCGCCGGGACCCUCCGUUGUGUUCUGCAGUCCGUCAACUUGAAACAAAGUGCCCCUGUUUCUUCAUCUGCUCAAAUAAUCGACUCGGAACUCUCGGACAGUCUUUGUCGCUCCCGUUUUGAGCCCUUCCUGUUGGUCUCGUGGGUUCUCCAUGGAGCCCACAGUGAAUCGCGUUUGGCCGAGAGUCUUCCAGCGGCUCUACAGAACCUCGGCCCUUCCCAGGAGGACCCAUUCGGGAUGUGCCGAGCGGGCCGAUGUUCCCGCCUCCGCCAAACCCGCGCUGCUGGUGUCGCGCCUCUACCAGCCCUCCAACCUGCGUGACGCCGGGCCGGACAGCCGGCUGCAGGGCGAGCUCACCUGCAAGAGUCAAAGGCUCAUGCAGCAGGCCGGGCUCAUCCACCCGUCCAAUCCCGGCUGCUACUACUACCUUCCCACCAUCGUCCGCUCCAUGGAGAAGCUGGUGAGAGUGAUCGACCAGGAGAUGCAGGGCAUCGGUGGGCAGAAGUUGGACAUGCCCAGCUUGUGCUCCGCUCACCUCUGGAAAACCAGCGAGCGCUGGGACCUGAUGGGGAAGGAGCUGUUCCGCCUGAAGGACCGCCACGGCGCCGAGUACUGCCUGGGCCCCACGCACGAGGAGGCGGUGACGACGCUGGUCGCUCACCAGGCGACGCUCUCCUACCGGCAGCUCCCUCUGCUCCUCUAUCAGAUCACCCGCAAAUUCCGAGACGAGCAGAAGCCGAGGUUCGGCCUGCUCCGCGGGCGCGAGUUCUACAUGAAGGACAUGUACUCGUUCGACGCCGACGAGGAAGCGGCUCGCCGCACCUACGCCUCCGUGUGCCGGGCGUACGCCGCGCUCUUCGCCCGCCUGGGUCUGCGCUGCGUUCAGGUGCAGGCGGACACGGGCAACAUCGGCGGGAAACUCUCCCACGAGUUCCAGCUGCCGGCGGACGUCGGCGAGGACCGGCUGCUGGUCUGCGGACGCUGCUCCUUCGCCGCCAACGUGGAGACGGUGUCGUCGGGCGGAACGGACUGCCCGCGGUGCGGCGCCGCCGCGCUGGCGGAGUCGAAGGGCAUCGAGGUCGGACACACCUUUUUCCUGGGGGAAAAGUACUCGCGCGUAUUCGGCGCCGCCUUCAGCAACGCGCAGAACAAGCCCGCCGUCGCUCAGAUGGGCUGCUACGGCCUCGGGGUGACCCGGAUUCUCGCGGCCGCCGUCGAGGUUCUGUCCACGGAGGACGGGAUCCGCUGGCCGGGCCUCCUCGCCCCGUACCAGGUGUGCGUGUUGCCCCCGAAGAAGGGCAGCAAGGCGGACGACGCGGCGGCUUCGGCGGAGGAGCUGGUUCGCGCUCUGGGGGAGGCGGGGCCUAAUUUGAGAGGCGAGGUUGUUCUCGACGACCGCACGCACUUGACCAUCGGGAAGAGGCUGAAGGACGCCGGCAGCCUCGGCUACCCGUACGUGGUGGUGGUGGGACGGGCGGCGCUGGAGGACACGCCCAGGUUUGAGGUGAUUUGUCAGGGGACGAGCGAGACGAUGUUCCUCAGUAAAGAUGCACUCUUGGAUCUUCUGGGAAGAGUGGAAACUGUAUGAAUAACAACUGGGAAUGUGGAGAAAAGGCAUGUUUUAUUUUUGUGUGUGUAUGAUGCACAGAAAAGCUGUGUAUGUUUUUUGUCUUAAGAGGACUGGGAGUUUAUUUAUUUUGUUUCCCUACUGAACGACAUUGCUGAUAAAGUAACUCACGAAAAAAAGCUCCAUCAUGAACCUUCUGGGAUAUUAAGUUGCAUUUGGUCCUUGUUGUAAUAAACAAGAUGUGUUCAAUUUCA
Pseudoliparis swirei is the source of this 1843-nucleotide messenger RNA. RefSeq names its product prolyl-tRNA synthetase 2, mitochondrial (gene pars2). Gene Ontology annotation, biological process: prolyl-tRNA aminoacylation. Gene Ontology annotation, cellular component: cytoplasm; mitochondrion. The transcript is spliced from 4 exons. Gene Ontology annotation, molecular function: ATP binding; proline-tRNA ligase activity. The record is from RefSeq and is a predicted model, not a curated record. Lineage: Eukaryota; Metazoa; Chordata; Actinopteri; Perciformes; Liparidae. Bases 174 to 1610 code for a protein of 478 amino acids.